This is a messenger RNA of Fimicolochytrium jonesii, 579 nucleotides long. RefSeq lists its product as uncharacterized. Lineage: Eukaryota; Fungi; Chytridiomycota; Chytridiomycetes; Spizellomycetales; Powellomycetaceae. The record is from RefSeq and is a predicted model, not a curated record. The annotation marks the transcript as partial. The transcript is spliced from 2 exons.
CUCGCCCGCAUAAGCCGUAGAACGCGAAAUAUCAACAGCAUUCGAUCAACACACAUUCAGAGCCCAACAGCACCUUGCCUGUAACCAGCAACGUUCGCUUUACCGUCCGACGCCGGUUUGCAGUUUGAAUCCUAUCAGAAAAUUCUUCGGCUAGUUGCGAGCAUAGACCUACAGCAUCCUCUCCCUUUACAUCCACGAUACCCACUGUCACCGUCUCCGGAAAAUGCAAGCGCAAAGCCUCAUCCGUACUUCUCGCUCUAUCAUGUUGCGUCCAUUCCACCUCCGUCACACGCGCGGACAAGUCCGUACCUUGAACACCGACCCUCUUCCCCCCAAUUUGUCCGGUCCCGAAUUCAUCCGCCACGUCCUCUCCGAGUUAUCCAAACACGCUGACAGAAUUGGCGACCGCAUCACCACCCGCCUUGUCCUCACUGUGGUAUCAUUGGCGGUAGGAGUCGAUAUCGGUGUUCAGUCUCUCCUCUUCGGCAGAACCUUGACGGAUAUCAAAAAACAAACCGAUAAGAUUCCGGAAAUCAUGGAGAAGCAGGCACAUUUAGAGGGGAUUAUGGAAGGAAUGAG